This is a messenger RNA of Psylliodes chrysocephalus, 2504 nucleotides long. NCBI's taxonomy places the organism in Eukaryota, Metazoa, Arthropoda, Insecta, Coleoptera, Chrysomelidae. The record is from the annotation of a GenBank genome assembly.
GAAACAAACAGCUGAUAUGAUGACAUUUUCUGUCUAUAUACGUCAACAUAGAAAUUAUUUGUUUUAAAUUAAAAUGGAUUUCGAAUUUCCAAAAGAAUUUGAUGUAAUAAUUGUUGGAACUGGUGUAAUAGAAUCGAUAUUAUCAGCUGCAGCAAGUCGUGUAGGAAAAAGAGUAUUACACAUUGACGAAAACGAAUAUUAUGGUGGACAAUGGGCUUCCUUUAAUUUGGAAGCUAUAAUGAAAUUAAAAAAUUCUCAAAAAGAAAGAAUUGCUAACAAGUCGGAUUCAAAUUUUUUAUCAUUUGGUAAUGAUUUGUUUAAUAUUAAAAAUAUAGACUAUAAAUUUCAUGUUUUGCCUAAGAAAAAUAAAGUUUGCUCUGAAGAAAAAGACAAGGAAGUUGUUGACAAUAACUUACAAGAGGUAUCUCAAGACGAUAAUGAAGAAACCUGGGAUGAAGAAUUACUUAUUAAAACAUCGAGAAAAUUUAACAUUGAUCUUUGUCCAAAACUACAGUAUGCUAGGGGAAAUUUUGUAGAAUUGCUUAUUUCUUCAAAUAUUGCUCGUUAUUCUGAAUAUAGAAGUGUUACCAGAAUUUUAACAUGGUUGAAUAACCACUUAGAACCAUUACCAUGUUCAAGAUCUGAUGUUUUUGCAAAUACUAGGGUGAGUGUUGUAGAAAAGAGAAUGUUAAUGAAGCUAUUGACCUCUCUAAAUGAUGAAGAAAAAGAAACACAAAACUACGAGAGUAAAACAUUUAAAGAGUUUUUAACAGAUAAGAAAUUAACAUCAAAUUUGGUACAUUAUGUUUUAUAUGGAAUUUCAACAAGUUCAGACCAUACUCAAUGUAAAGAAGGCAUUCAAAAAGCAAAAAGAUUCUUAAAUAGUUUGGGCCGUUUUGGUAAAACUCCUUUUUUAUUUUCCAUGUAUGGAAGUGGAGAAAUACCACAAGCUUUCUGUAGAUUAAGUGCAGUAUUUGGAGGUAUAUUUGCAUUGGGACAACCCAUAGAGGGAUUUGCCUUAAAUGAUGAAAAAUUUAAAUCAUUAACUGUACGAUCCCAAACAAUAAAAGCUGAACAUUUAGUAAUGGGCAUAGAAAAUCUCCCAAAACAAUUUAUUAAAUCUAAAAAGCAUGAUUAUAUUUCUAGAUGUAUAUUAAUUACUAACAAAUCAGUAUUAGAUUGUGAAAAGGAACAAUUAACAUUAAUAUUUUACCCUCCUGAAAAUAAUAAAUCAUUCACUACAAUAAUUGAGUUAGGAUAUCUUACAGGCACUUGUCCAAAUAAUGUAUACCUAGUUCACUUGAUUGCUAAACAGGAUACCUCCCCACAAGAAGAUUUUAAACACAUAAUAGACAAAUUAUUUAUUAACAGUUAUCAUGAAAUGGCAGAAAAUAAUCAUGAUAAACCUCAUAUUUUGUGGUCUUAUUAUUGUUCCAUAAAUGAUAGUAAUGAUGUAGAAUUGACUGAAGAUUUACCUAAAAAUAUUUUUGUUUGUCCUGGACCAGAUUUGGAUUUAGAUUAUGACUUUUCUGUAACCAAAGCUAAAAAAAUAUUUAAUGCAAUGUACCCUGAUUUGGAAUUUUUACCACGAGCUCCAGAUCCUGAAGAAAUUAUUAUUGGAGAUGAUGAGAUAACCGAAGAAGCUAAAGAAAUAACCGAAGAAGCUAAAGAAAUAACUGAAGAAGCUAAAGAAAUAACUGAAGAAGCUAAAGAAAUAACUGAAGAGGCUAAAGAAAUAACUAAAGAAAUGACUGAAGAAGCUAAAGAAAUAACCGAAGAAGCUGAGGAAACAACUGAAAAUGAAAUCAAUGAUGUGAAAAAUGAAAAACAAGAAACUAUCAGUGAAGAAAGGCAACAUACAGUGGAAUAAUUAUAAGCUUGAAACCUUAUAUACCGGGUGUUCUACAUUAAAGCGUUACAGCUAUAUACCGCUUUUUAUAAAAAACAACGUUUCAGACGAAAGUUUUAUAGUUUUGUAGGGAAAAUCUUUUGGCUAAAAUCGUUUUUUAUAGCUAACCAUAAAAUAGCCAACUUUUUUUUUCGCGCAGCAACAUUUUCAAGUAGCUGUUACUCAAAAAGUAAAAGUCCAAUAAAAAAAAUAUUUCCCUCAAAAGUUUCUUAUUUUUUUAUGUACUUUAAGAAUAUGUAAGAAAAAAAUGGGAUUCCCAUUUAAAAAAACAAAGUUCACCUCGAUAUGGCCAUAUUAUGGUCAGCUAUAAAAAAAUGAAUUUAGCCAAAAUGUUUCCCCCAAAAAACUAUAAAACUUUUGUCUGAAACUUUUUUUCUAAAAUGCAUAUUUUCGGCGGUAUUUAACUGUAACACUUUAAUUUGAACACCCGGUAUAUUUUAUAUAAUUAUAAGCUUGAAACUUUUUAUUUAUUUUUAUACAAUUUUUUGUUAUUCCAUUAUUUUUCUGUGAAGGCAUUAAUAUAAAUAGUAAUAAGUAUCUAGAUGUUUUACUUUAGUUUAUAUCUAUAUAUUUAAACGUUAAUAUAUGUUUGUCA